CAAUCCUGGACCAUGACGCAGCAGUCGCCUCGCGGCGUGACCAGCCUGCGCUUCAACCAAGACCAGAGCUGUUUCUGCUGCGCCACGGCGACGGGCGUGCGCGUCUACAACGUGGAGCCGCUGACGGCCCGGGGGCAGCUGGCCCGCGAGCAGGGAGGCGGCGCGGGCCUGGUGGAGAUGCUCCACCGCUCCAAUCUGCUGGCCCUGGUGGGCGGCGGGGGCCGCGCCAAGUUCCCGGAGAUGUCGGUGGUCAUCUGGGACGACGCCCGAGAAGGCCGCGACGCCAAGGACAAGCUGGUGCUGGAGUUCACCUUCCCCCAGCCGGUGCUGGCGGUGCGCAUGCGCCACGACAAGAUUGUGACGGUGCUGCGACGCCGCAUCUACGUGUACUCCUUCCCCGACCGUCCCCGGAAGCUCUUUGAGUUUGACACCCGGGACAACCCCGCGGGGCUCUGUGACCUCUGCCCCGGCCUGGAGAAACAACUGCUCGUGUUCCCGGGACACAGGUGCGGCAGUCUGCAGCUGGUGGACCUGGCGCACGCAAACCCUGGGACUUCGUCCGCGCCGUCUGCCAUCCACGCGCAUCAGAGCGAGCUAGCCUGCGUGUCCCUGAACCAGCCAGGCACGGUAGUGGCCUCCGCCUCCCAGAAGGGCACCCUUAUUCGUCUUUUUGAC
This is a messenger RNA of Echinops telfairi (small Madagascar hedgehog), 675 nucleotides long. Its product is annotated as WD repeat domain phosphoinositide-interacting protein 4-like. The annotation marks the transcript as partial. The transcript has a single exon. Gene Ontology annotation, cellular component: cytosol; phagophore assembly site membrane; extrinsic component of membrane. The record is from RefSeq and is a predicted model, not a curated record. Gene Ontology annotation, molecular function: phosphatidylinositol-3-phosphate binding; phosphatidylinositol-3,5-bisphosphate binding; protein binding. Gene Ontology annotation, biological process: protein lipidation; nucleophagy; protein localization to phagophore assembly site. NCBI's taxonomy places the organism in Eukaryota, Metazoa, Chordata, Mammalia, Afrosoricida, Tenrecidae.